AUGAUUCUUCAGUAUCCGUCAAGAACCGAUCCCAUUAUACCUCUGGAUUUAUUUCCAUCUCCACAAGAACCACUGUCCCUUUCAGAUGAGGGGCUGACUCUGACCGGCAGAUAUGGCACUGGAAAUUUCUUCUCUGGAACUGAAACUGGAGACGAACUGAACACGUUUGAGCCCAGUGUGGAUGACAAUUCAUUCGAGGAUCUCCAUUCCAAACCAAGAUUUAGUGAAUUUUCUAUUGCAGGUUAUGACGACAACGGAUAUGCCUCUCGUACCAAUAACACUAUGGAUCCGGAUAAUGCAUAUUGUAUUAGCUAUGCGCCAAAGCCAAUGGAAGCCAAUGUGUCUCACCCACCGCAAACCCUAUUAUUUGGAUCAAAUUUUGCCGAGCCUAUCGUUGAUGACCAUCGCAGCAACAGCUACACCUCUAGCAUCGUGGGUGGUACAGGUCUGGAGCACACAUCCCCUGUGUAUCCGCCUUUCUCUCCUAGGUAUUCGACCCGCAAUAUAGCAAUUCUUGAAUACAAUUCAGAGUAUGAGCAGCAGAAACACACUCUACUCCCCGUACACCUUGAAGGGACACAUUCGCGUAGACGGCAUGAUCGUAGUCUGUCAGUCGAUGGCAUACAUUACGAAGAAAGGGGGAAACCAAUAACAUUCAAGCCGGGAGAGAUCCCAAUAAACGGGAUACUCCCUAAUGUGACGCCGAGGUCUUCCCCAACGCACACUCGAAAGCCCAUGAGAAUGGAUGCAGGUACAACGGCCAAUGGAAGAACCAACAGGGGUGUGGCAAGAGGCUGUAAUACGAGGUCUACUAAAUCCCAAAAGACGCCGGGAAAGAACCGCACGGCGUCCAAGGAGGUAUGUGUGUGCCAGAAGCGCGGUGUCGAUGGCAAACGCGAGCCGGUGAAGACAUACACGGGGCCUACGAAGAGUCCGGGACAAGGUCAUCGCUCUGACCUGGCAAAUAACUCAGCAAAGAAGUGUGAGCUGUGCCAUAGAGAAGAGGUUCUUCUGGAAGAGAGAUGGAGGAGCAACAGCACUUUUAUUGGAGAGUAG
Molecule: messenger RNA, 1056 nt
Organism: Psilocybe cubensis
Lineage: Eukaryota; Fungi; Basidiomycota; Agaricomycetes; Agaricales; Agrocybaceae
Exons: 3
Coding region: 1-1056 (351 amino acids)
Source: RefSeq, a predicted model, not a curated record